Pisolithus orientalis is the source of this 1314-nucleotide messenger RNA. RefSeq lists its product as uncharacterized. The transcript is spliced from 6 exons. NCBI's taxonomy places the organism in Eukaryota, Fungi, Basidiomycota, Agaricomycetes, Boletales, Pisolithaceae. The record is from RefSeq and is a predicted model, not a curated record. Bases 1 to 1314 code for a protein of 437 amino acids.
AUGUCGCUUUCAGACAUUUCAGAUCUCACCGAACUUUCAUCAUCAGAAGACGCACCGACCGCAAGACCGACGCCCAAGUCCAGGAAGCAGUCAAAGGAAUACAAAAUCAAAAACGUUUUGCGGGCGCCUCGGACCACGCAGUACACCACUAAGUCAUUAUACGGCAUGUAUUCUGUGCGGCAUGCCCCUCCUCAGCGCUCAUCAAUCUUUCAUGUAGACCAGAUCAUCGACAAUGCCAUAGAUCUGGACCCUGAGUACCAACGAGGCAAUUAUCUGCAUCCACCUCAUGUUGUGUGGUCCGACGAGAAGCAGUCCGGUCUUGUUGACUCUAUCUUGCGUAACUACUAUAUGCCCCCCAUCAUCUUUGCCGUCUCCUUUCAAGACGAUGGCAGCGAACGCCGCACUUGCAUAGACGGGAAGCAACGCCUAACUUCGAUACAGAAGUUUACAAACGAAAAGCUAUGGUAUAAGUCAAGCGCGCAGAAUCCUAGGAGGAAACUUCUUCCUCAACAACUCAGAACGCUGUUCGCCAACAAGCAAGUUGUUUGUGUGGAGUACAGCGAUCUCACAGAUAAUCAAGAACGUGAAAUUUUCCAACGUGUGCAACUGGGUGUGGCAUUAACACCAGCAGAACGUUUGCAAGCGAUCGUCGGUCCAUGGCCAUCUCUCAUCCGGGAUAUUCAGUCACACAUUUUGGGUGAGGACGGUCUCGAGGGGUACCUCAACUGGGGACACGCUCGUGGGCGUGAUUUUCAAUGUCUCGCUACAAUUGGGUAUCUAAUCGAGAACAGCUCAAAACCGGGCAUACCCACUUCAAAGGUGCUUGAAAAGUGGCUCCACCAGACAGAUCCCGUAAGACCGACCCUUGUAGCAGAUCUCCAGGAGACCUUCCGUAUCUUUGUCAUGCUCGCGCGGGACAAACAGUAUAGCAGUUCUUUGAACUCUCCUGCGCGCGUGUCCCCGAUCGAGUUCGUGAUGAUCGGUAUACUGAUCUAUAAGAAGAGGGCGUCCCUUUCUCUCACUCAGCUAACAUCUGCGAUCGAGAAGAUGCGUAAGGACGUGCGCGCCUCGGAGAAGGAUAUUCGAGCCAAUAGCCGAGUAACGAAACUCAUGAUGGACUUCAUAAAUAAACGACUCAAGGUAUCCGAGCUUAAGAAGGACGGAGAGGGAGACCGUCCUGCAUCAAUCAUUGCGAGAUCUGUCAAGCCUUCGGCGAAACGCAAGCGGCCUGCUGAGAGCAGCGACGAAGAGUCGGAGGCUGAAUCACCACCACCUCGCAAGGUCACAACCGGCGUCUCAGCAAAAGCAGGUUAG